Molecule: messenger RNA, 3238 nt
Organism: Cucumis sativus (cucumber)
Lineage: Eukaryota; Viridiplantae; Streptophyta; Magnoliopsida; Cucurbitales; Cucurbitaceae
Product: homeobox-leucine zipper protein HDG2
Exons: 12
Coding region: 579-2864 (761 amino acids)
Biological process (GO): regulation of DNA-templated transcription
Molecular function (GO): DNA binding; DNA-binding transcription factor activity, RNA polymerase II-specific; lipid binding
Source: RefSeq, a predicted model, not a curated record
CUGCAAUUACUCUUUUCCUCUCCACACACACCCACUUUUUCUCCCAAUUCUCUUUUCCUCUCAACUUAAUUUUCAACACUUCACUCCCACAAACAUACAAACACACAAACAAAUUCUUUUUUUUCUCCUUCUUCUUCUUCUUUGUUCUUCACAACUUUAAUUACUUGUGUCUUUGAUCUAGGUUUCUUCUUCUUUUUCCUGGGGGGGAGGGGGGUCUUGUUUCAUGAAUUAACAUUUGUUGGUAAUUUUGUGUAUUAUUGUGCUUUUGUGAAGUAUAUAGUUAGAUUUGAUCUCCUUUUUUGUUUUAGAAUUCUCUUUAAUUAUCUUUUUCAAGCAGAUAGGAGGGAAAAGAAAAGCAGUUUAGAAGAUCCAAAAAGUGAAUUAUCUGUCAAAGAGAAAAAAAAAAGUUCACUUUACUUGUGAGAGAAUCUCCAAAAAGUUGAAAGAAGUAAACCCUUUUUUUUAAUAAUUUUUUUCCCUCCCCAUCAUAAAAUAAAAUGAAGUAUUUUCUCUAGAAAGAAAAAAUAAAAAGAAAGAUUGUAUUUUUUUUAUAUAUAAAAAAAUCAAUUGAGAAGAAAAUGCCAGCCGGAAUGAUGAUUCCAGCGAGAAACACAGCGUCGUCCAUGAUCGGAAGAAAUGGAAAUGUUGGAAUUUUUGGGUCCCCAGCCAGCCUUGUUCUUGGUCAGGAGCUGCAGGGAAUAGAAAUGGGAGAAAAUGAAUAUGGAAGAAUGAGAGAAACAGAAGAGUUUGAAAGUGGAACAAAAUCAAGUAGUGAGAAUCAUGAGGUUGGUUCCGGUGAUGACCAACUCAAUAACCAACGCCCCAACAAGAAAAAGCGUUACCACCGCCACACUCAGCAUCAGAUCCAACAAAUGGAAGCGUUUUUCAAGGAAUGCCCUCACCCAGAUGACAAGCAAAGGAAGGAGCUAAGUAGGGAGUUGAAUUUAGAGCCAUUGCAAGUCAAGUUCUGGUUCCAAAACAAGAGAACUCAGAUGAAGACACAUCAUGAGCGACAUGAAAACACACAGCUCCGAACAGAAAAUGAGAAGCUAAGAGCAGAUAAUAUGAGAUAUAGAGAAGCUCUAAGCAAUGCCACGUGUCCCAAUUGUGGAGGUCCUACCGCCAUUGGAGAGAUGUCCUUUGAUGAACAUCAUCUUAGGCUUGAAAAUGCUCGCUUGAGAGAAGAGAUCGAUCGAAUUUCAGCCAUAGCAGCAAAAUACGUUGGAAAGCCAGUAUCAAACUACCCUCUUCUUUCCACACCAAUCCCUUCACGUCCUCUAGAACUUGGAAUGGGAAGCUAUGGAGGCCACGAUUUGGGCCUUGGACCGGGAGGCGGGGACAUGUUCGGGGCAGCGGACCUUCUAAGGACCAUAAGUGCACCAUCAGAGGCGGACAAGCCGGUAAUCAUCGAGCUAGCGGUUGCAGCAAUGGAGGAGCUGGUCAGAAUGGCUCAGAUGGGUGAGCCACUGUGGAUGACAGGGGUUGAUGGGUCAACGAAUGAGCUUAAUGAAGAGGAAUAUGUUAGAAGCUUUCCAAGAGGAAUUGGUCCUAAGCCAUCUGGGUUUAGCUGUGAAGCUUCUCGUGCUACUGCUGUUGUCAUUAUGAAUCACAUUAGCCUCGUUGAGAUGCUCAUGGAUGUGAAUCAAUGGUCAACAACAUUCACAGGGAUUGUGUCAAGAGCUAUGACAUUAGAAGUAUUAUCAACCGGCGUUGCUGGAAACUACAACGGAGCAUUACAAGUGAUGACAUCCGAAUUGCAAGUGCCUUCUCCACUAGUUCCAACUCGGGAGAGCUAUUUUGUGAGGUACUGUAAACAACAUGGUGAGGGAACAUGGGCUGUUGUCGACGUUUCCUUAGACACUUUACGCCCAGCUCCUGCUCUUAGAUGUAGAAGAAGGCCAUCCGGCUGCUUAAUCCAAGAAAUGCCCAAUGGUUAUUCUAAGGUUACAUGGGUUGAGCAUGUUGAGGUGGAUGAUCGUGGUGUCCACAGUUUAUACAACCAGCUAGUUAGCUCUGGCCACGCGUUCGGCGCAAAGCGUUGGAUUGCCACGUUGGAUCGUCAGUGUGAACGACUCGCCAGCGCCAUGGCCACCAGUAUUAUUCCUAAUGGCGAUGCUGGAGUGAUAACAAAUCAAGAAGGAAGAAAGAGCAUGUUGAAGCUGGCAGAGAGAAUGGUGAUGAGCUUUUGCGGUGGAGUGAGCGCGUCGACAACACACACUUGGACGACUCUGUCGGGAACCGGAGCUGACGACGUUCGAGUUAUGACGAGAAAGAGCGUUGACGAUCCCGGCAGACCAUCCGGCAUUGUCCUCAGCGCAGCCACUUCCUUUUGGCUGCCUCUUCCUCCCAACAGAGUCUUCCAUUUUCUCAGAGAUGAAAAUUCUCGUAAUGAGUGGGAUAUUCUUUCAAAUGGUGGAGUUGUUCAAGAAAUGGCUCACAUUGCCAAUGGCCGUGACACAGGCAAUUGUGUUUCCUUACUACGAGUUAACAGUGCAAAUUCAAGCCAAAGUAACAUGUUAAUAUUACAAGAAAGCAGCACAGAUCAAACAGCCUCAUUCGUGAUAUACGCACCGGUGGACAUUGUGUCAAUCAACGUGGUGCUAAACGGGGGAGAUCCCGAUUAUGUGGCUCUUCUGCCAUCUGGAUUUGCUAUUCUUCCCGACGGAAGCACGGCGUCAAGCGGGGGGGCCAAUGGCGUGGGGGAACAUGGGUCCGGUGGGUCGCUUUUAACGGUGGCGUUUCAGAUAUUGGUUGACUCGGUUCCCACAGCAAAAUUAUCUCUUGGGUCAGUUGCGACGGUCAACAAUCUCAUUGCAUGUACGGUUGAGAGAAUUAAAGCCUCUUUGUCAUGCGACAAUCCUUAAACCAGAAGGAGAAAGAUAAGUGGAAGAAGUCAAGAACGCACCUCGAAAGAAAUUGAAAGUUGGGUAAGCAUUUAAUUGUGAGGGGUUCGGGUAUUGACUUUCUCCAUUAUUAUCAUUAUUAUUAUUAUCAUUAAUGUAGUUAAAAGCUUAUGAUAAUUUUAGGGUUUCUCUGAGGAGUUUUUCAGUUUCUUCAUGUAGUAUAAAAUUCUGUUUGUGUCUUAUUGUUGUAAUGUUUUCCAAUGUGUGCAUUAUUAGAGAGAGUCUAGGGGGAAGCCCACACCUUACUGCCUCUAUAUAUAAGUCUAAUAUAUAUAACAUUUCCAAGCUGAUUGUGUAUCAUUAUCUCAUAUAAUAUAUAAUGUAUUUUCUCAUUA